Molecule: messenger RNA, 783 nt
Organism: Neltuma alba
Lineage: Eukaryota; Viridiplantae; Streptophyta; Magnoliopsida; Fabales; Fabaceae
Exons: 3
Coding region: 1-699 (232 amino acids)
Molecular function (GO): calcium ion binding
Source: RefSeq, a predicted model, not a curated record
AUGGCCUAUAAAACUGUUGGAUGUAAAAUCCCAGAAGAGAGCAGAAGCAAUUUGAAGAAGCUAAGGUUGGGUAUGGAAGAGAUAAGAAGUGCUGCAAAAGCUGUUUAUGCGAACUUGAGCGAUGAGGCCAAAAGAGAAACGGUGGAUUUGUUCAGGUCAGUGGACAAAAAUGGAGACGGCAAGAUAAGCCUUCAGGAGUUCCUCACAUCCUCCCACAACACCACAGUACUGCUCGGCGGCAAUAAUCUAACGGCGAAUCGCAGGAUCUUCGACCUCGUCGAUCAAAACGGCGACGGCACGCUGCAGUUUGACGAGUUCUUAACUCUGGUUUACAUGCGGGCGAGCCCCAGGCCAUGGUGUAAUGGCUGCGGCAAUUUCAUCGCAGGUUUGUUUUUCAGCUGUACGCAGUGUCGUCUGGGGAACAAAGGUGUCUGGGAGAUGACUUUUGAUCUGUGCAUCCCAUGUUAUCAUGGAAGACGAUUUGUGCAUGAGCAUGCUGAUUUUGAAGACAACUAUUCGCUUCUAGCCAGGAUGCAACACUCGCCGUCAUCCCCAUCCCCAUCCCCGACAAUUAGCUCUCCUCAAUCAAGUGAUGCAUCAAAUCGAAUGAAGGAGAAAGUGAAGAAGUCAUUUCGGAGAUUCGCGGAUGUAGUGUCCUUGGCAGCAGAUGUUGACCAAUUGUCAUCCCACAUCGCAUGAUCUGCUGUUUCGGAUUCGACUAUGGCUCGUUAAUUUUAGGGGAAAACUAUUUUAUAAAUAUUUAUAUUUUCUUUAAUUUUCACU